GCUUUCAGACCAACGGGCUUCUCAAGGAGCGAUCCGGCCCCACAGGCCAGCCGCCUCCGCUGCAGAGCAUUUGGGAAUGCCUCGCACGUAGCCUCCGGCAGGAACUUUCCACGCGCCUUCGGGGGGCCAACCUGAAUCAUUGGGGAAGGAAAGCUGGGGUCCCAAGCGGAGCUGGGGAGAGAGAGAGAAGGAGGGAGGGGGGUCUCGCCUACACCUCGCCCCCUCCCCACCCUCCUCCAUCACCCCCCCUCCACGCUGCGCCCACCCACCCCAGACGCCCGGUUCUUGCCUUUGACAGGAGAGACCCCACCCUGAAGACACGCGCGUAGAAGGCACGCCCAGAGCAGCCGUGGGGAGCCCAACCUCUCGGGAGAAGAAGGAGUUGGGGAAGGGGAGGGGGGGCUGAGAAAUGCCUCGCGGGGGAAGAUGAACCCCGAAGAUGGUCUGGCGGCUGGGCGGGGGUGAGCCGAGUCCCCGGCUUCGCUGGCGGGUGGCAGCCGGAUCGACGUGGAGACCUUGAAACUUCGACCGGGGGUCCCGAGAGGAGGCGAGGGGGCUGCGCGCUCAGGAUGUCUGGCUGGAACGGGGCUGUUCAAACUUCAGGAAACUUUGGAAUUGUGCCUUACGUGAAUGCAUCAGAGGAAGCGGGAAUCCUGAAUGAGCAGAAUGUGAAGCCUAGAGAUGAGCAGUAGCUACUGCAACAACGUGUCAGUGACCAUGAGUGUCAACGAGGUGUCCAGUUUCCCCCUGACCCUGGAGCAGAAAAGUUUCGCCUUUGUGGGGAUCCUGUGUGUGUUUCUGGGACUUUUGAUCAUCAGAUGCUUCAAAAUCUUACUGGACCCCUACAGCAGUAUGCCUUCCUCCACCUGGGAGGGUGAAGUUGAAGGGUUGGAUAAAGGGACAUUUGAAUAUGCUCUUGCAUGAAGCAGAAUCCUCAAAACGUGUCCUGCCUAAUUCCGAUUUCUUUUUGUUGUUUGUUCCUGAAGCAGUGGAAUUCGAAACAUUUGUAAUUGACAGCCAUGUCUGGAAGGUGUGGCUGUAGCCUUUUUUUUUUUUUUGUUAAAUAAAGCUUUGCGGCAGA
Molecule: messenger RNA, 1081 nt
Organism: Thamnophis elegans (Western terrestrial garter snake)
Lineage: Eukaryota; Metazoa; Chordata; Lepidosauria; Squamata; Natricidae
Gene: CTXN2
Product: cortexin 2
Source: RefSeq, a predicted model, not a curated record